CCCACAAAAACAAUCUCUUGGGUUGAUUCCCUUCAACACCCAUUACUCAAAAUUUCAAAAAUUUGGCUAUUCUGCGUUGGUGUUGGAGGAGGUAAAGGCAUUGUUGUGUUGUGGUGGGGUUAUUGGACGUGGAGGCAUUGGUUUUGGUGUGUGUGGUUUUGAGGAUUUUUGGAUAUUGUGAUGAGAAACAGGAGCUAGGAUAAUUCCCAUGCUCCUUCUCAUAGUAUGGGAAUGGAACAGUGAUUUUUGAGGCAAUGGGUGUGGGAAGAGCUGGUUUUUCAAUUUGUUUUCUGAUUCUGCUUUUUGUGUUGGUUGUGGGGAGCUCAGAGGCCAAGAGGAGGACGGCUAAGACCUUUUUUUCCAAUAGAGCUUAUGAGGUUGCUAUGGAGAUAGAUGAGGACACGGCAGAACAGGUGUGGAUUCAAUGCAGGCAAGAACUGAUGGAAAUGAAUUAUGCUGUUGAGGAGUUUGAUUUGUGUUUCACUGAGGAGGAAAUGAGCGGCUCUAGUGAAAUGAAUCCGAAAGCAGCAUUGUUGUUAAAAAGAAAUGUGCACAAAGCUAUCAAUAGCUUGGCUCCCCAAAUGAAAGAAUCUCUUUUGGACUGUUUAAGAACAAAAAAUCUUAUCUUCAGCGUUUCAGGUGAUGAGGUUCCCUCUAAGAGUUGGUUCAUCAAGUACCUUGAGCUGCUCUUUGGUUGGUCUAAUCAUUCCAGAAGACAUUUGGCGAAUGUGCCACAACUAACAAUAGAGACAUCCCCUGAUUCAGCUCCAGGCCCAGAUCAAGACCCUGCAUUAGUAGAUUCAGGGAUUUAUUAUGGUCCUGCACCAGGUUAUUAUCCUUCACCUGCUGGUUCCCAACUUCGGAGGCCAAAGCAACUUUCCAAGACUCCAGAAGAUGCAUCUUCCCCACCAGAUAACAUGGGCUCACUGUUGCCACCUUCACCUGCUAAACGCUCUCCACCAAAACGCCCUCCACCAAAGCCACAUGUUGCUCAAUCGGAACCAGAGUCUCCACCAAAGAAGCCUGAAGAUAGCUCGAAGAAAGCUAUUGCUCUUGCUUCAGCUGCAGUGGCUGUGCUAUCAUUUGCUACACUUGUAUUACUAUGCUGUCUCAAUGUUAGGAGAAAUAAAGUUGGCCCUCGAGAUCAACAGAGAGAUAAGAAGCCUCUGCUCACCUUAAGUGAUUUCUCUGCUGGUUCUUCACAGCAGUCUCUUAGCAUAAAUUCAAGUGGCAAAGACUUCAGUGAUAAUUCAAACCUCAUAGGACAGCAUCCCUCUUUUUCCACUGAUGAUCAUAACUCUGUAUCAGAAGCUACUGCUGGUGGACCAACCCCACUUCCUCUUUUAAAACCUCCUCCAGGAAGACUUGCUCCUCCUCAUGCUCUCGCCCCUGCUCUUGCUCCUGCUCCUACUCCUGCUCCUCCACCUCCUGGACCACCACCUCCUCCCCCACCUAAACCUCCUGCCAAGCCUGGUCCUCGUCCCCCACCACCGCCAAAAAUUGUUCGUCCUCCACCUAUGCCACCAAAAUCAUCAGCUGCUAAUUCAAAGUUGCCCCCUCUGGGACCACAUCAUCGAAAGAAUACUGCUUCUGGUGAGGGAGAUGAUGUAACAGGUGAAUCUGAUGCUCCAAAAACCAAGUUAAAGCCCUUCUUCUGGGAUAAGGUUCUUGCCAGCCCUGAUGAGUCCAUGGUCUGGCAUGAGCUAAGUGCGGGAUCAUUCCAGUUCAAUGAGGAGAUGAUAGAAUCCCUAUUUGGUUAUACCAAUGUGGAAAAGAACAAAAAUGAUAGCAAGAAAGAAUCAGCAUCCUCAGAACCCCAGUAUAUACAAAUAAUUAACCCAAAGAAAGCACAGAAUUUAUCAAUUCUUCUACGAGCACUGAAUGUGACAACAGAAGAAGUUUAUGAUGCCCUUAAGGAAGGCAAUGAGCUUCCUGCAGAGCUCCUCCAAACUUUGUUGAAGAUGGCACCUACACCGGAUGAAGAACUAAAGCUCAGGUUAUUCUCUGGCAAUACUUCUCAACUUGGCCCUGCAGAACGAUUCCUCAAAGUUUUGGUUGAAAUCCCAUUUGCAUUUAAGCGGAUGGAAGCAUUACUGUUCAUGAGUUCUCUUCAGGAGGAAGUGUCUAGCAUCAAAGAGUCAUUUGCUGCUUUAGAGGUUGCUUGCAAGGAACUCAGAAACAGUAGGCUGUUCCUAAAGCUCUUGGAAGCAGUUCUGAAAACUGGAAACCGCAUGAAUGAUGGUACUUUCCGUGGUGGAGCCCAGGCCUUCAAGCUUGACACACUCUUGAAGCUGUCUGAUGUAAAAGGAAUUGAUGGCAAGACCACCCUCUUACACUUUGUUGUCCUGGAAAUCAUCCGGUCUGAAGGCAUAAGAGCAGCCCGCGCACCAAGGGAGAGCAAGAGCUUCUCCAGCUUGAAAUCAGACGAUUUAACUGAGGAUCCCAGCAAUGAGACAGAACACUUUCGCACCCUUGGUCUUCAGGUGGUCUCAGGCUUAAGUAAUGAACUUGAGAACGUUAAAAAGGCAGCGAUUAUAGAUGCUGAUAGCUUAACCUCAACAGUGUCCAAUCUAGGCCAUUCACUGCUAAAAACCCGAGACUUUCUACGAAAAGAUAUGAGUAAUUUACAGGAAGAAAGUGAUUUCCACCGUUCACUUGCUAGUUUUGUGGAGCACGCAGAAGUUGAUAUCACAUGGAUGCUGGAGGAAGAAAACAGGAUAAUGACUCUGGUGAGGAGCACGGUUGACUACUUCCAUGGGCAUUCAGGGAAGGAUGAGGGAUUGCGUUUGUUUGCAAUUGUUCGUGAUUUCUUGAAAAUUUUAGACAAGGUCUGCAAUGAGGUGAGGAAAUCAACCAUAAAGCCAACAAAGAAUCCAAAGACUGAGGCUCCAACAGUAUCAGCUCCCCCAGAAGUUCAUCAGUCAUCUUUGCAAGACAUGCGCCAAAAACUAUUUCCUGUGAUUGCAGAACGGCGGAUGGAUAAUAGUUCCAGUUCCAGUUCAGAUGAUGACAGCCCAUCUUCUUAGCCUUCACUUCAUGUAGGUACUUGACAUUCAUUAACACUGGAAAGAACUGCUUCCAGCUAAGGAGUGAUUUUCCUGGAAAUUGCUUCCAAACAUCCUGUGUGUGGAAACCAAGUAGUUUCCAGGAGUAAGAGCUGUGAAUUCACAUUGCCCUUGUUUAGGUGGCUUUGAAAUAUUGGAAGCAGGUACUUUGUAGAACCACGUCACCAUAUUGGAAGCUUUACUUAGUUUUGUUCUUGAUUCUUCUGUAAAUGACACUUUAGAUGAUAAACAUCAUUCAUUGAA
Molecule: messenger RNA, 3308 nt
Organism: Vitis riparia (riverbank grape)
Lineage: Eukaryota; Viridiplantae; Streptophyta; Magnoliopsida; Vitales; Vitaceae
Product: formin-like protein 3
Exons: 6
Coding region: 255-3026 (923 amino acids)
Biological process (GO): actin nucleation; actin cytoskeleton organization
Molecular function (GO): actin filament binding
Source: RefSeq, a predicted model, not a curated record